Molecule: messenger RNA, 339 nt
Organism: Colletotrichum orchidophilum
Lineage: Eukaryota; Fungi; Ascomycota; Sordariomycetes; Glomerellales; Glomerellaceae
Exons: 1
Coding region: 1-339 (112 amino acids)
Source: RefSeq, a predicted model, not a curated record
AUGGCGUCGCAUGACAUCGCCGAAGGCUGUUUUGAAAAAAUAAGGCAAAUUGACUCGGAAAAAACAACCAUUGAUCCCGAGACCUCGACAGAGUUGACACCGUCAAGCUGGGUCGGGUGGCUCGCAGCAAGGAAGAGGGUGUUACUAUUUGCGGCCGACAUCUGGUCUCAAGUCGCGAUAAGCAUACGUUUGCUCGACGUCGAUCUCGCGGAGGUAUUGGCCAAGAUGAGGGAGGGGAAGGAAAGGAAGGGGAAUGGCUGUAGCGUUUUGGGGCUCUGCGUAGGGUUGCAGAGGGGUUUGAUUCUUGGAACGACGAUAGUGAGGUGUUACUCUUCCUGA